UUUCCUAUAUAAAUGCCUACACUUCCUCUCCUUCCAAGCCACGCGAAGUUCCAGCCACCAAAAACCGCAGGGUUGUGAGGCCUCUCUCCCUCUCUUUCUAUCCAUGGAUAUGUCGCAAGCUUUCUCUCUCCCUAUGACUCUCCUCCUCCUCCUCUCUCUCCUUCUCUUCCACUCCUCCAUGGCCGACCCCAGAAAGCUGAGCCUAGUCCAGCAGCAGCCCCUAGUCCUCCAGUACCACAACGGCCCCCUCCUCACCGGUAACCUCACGGUCCACCUCCUAUGGUACGGCCGCUUCUCUGCCUCCCAGCGCUCCAUCAUCGCCGACUUUGUCCGCUCUCUCUCCGGCGCUUCUCCGGCGGUUCCCUCCGCCGCCUCCUGGUGGAGCACCACCGCCCUCUACCGCGGCGCCGCCUCCCGUCUCUCCCUCGGCCGCCAACUCCUCGACGAGAAAUAUUCCCUUGGGAAAUCUCUCACCUCCGCCGACCUCGCCACCCUCGCCUCCCGCGCCGGCCACCACCGCAACGCCGUCACCGCCGUCUUGACCUCCUCCGACGUCGCCGUCGAGGGCUUCUGCAUGAGCCGGUGCGGGACCCACGGGUCCGCCCCGGCCGGCCGCCGCGGCCGCGUCCGGUUCGCCUACAUCUGGAUCGGCAACUCGGAGGUCCAGUGCCCGGGCCAGUGCGCCUGGCCCUUCCACCAGCCAAUCUACGGUCCACAGACCCCGCCGUUAGUCGCGCCUAACGGCGACGUCGGCAUCGACGGGAUGGUGAUCAACCUGGCCACGCUGUUGGCCGGGACGGUGACGAACCCCUACGGCGACGGAUACUACCAGGGUCCGGCGACGGCGCCGUUAGAGGCCGUGACGGCGUGCACGGGGGUGUUCGGGAGUGGGGCCUACCCGGGUUACCCGGGGAAGACGCUGCUGGACCCCGCCACUGGGGCUAGCUAUAAUGCAAGAGGAUUGGCUGGGAGGAAGUACCUGCUGCCCGCCAUGUGGGACCCAAAGACAUCGCAGUGUACCACGCUUGUGUAGGGAUUUAAGAUGGUGCAAAUAAUUCCGUAUUUUUUUUAUGUUAUAUAUAUUUACUGUGAAAUGAAAGAUAGAAGGGGUAGCGAUUUCAAGUUUUGUACUUGAUGUUGUGGGGUAAUAUUAUGAGGCAUAUAAGUGUAAUUGUGUUGUUGUUGUUGUUGUAGGUUAGUAUGUGCAUGGAAUGAGAUAUUUGAUUUGGAGUA
Molecule: messenger RNA, 1233 nt
Organism: Phoenix dactylifera (date palm)
Lineage: Eukaryota; Viridiplantae; Streptophyta; Magnoliopsida; Arecales; Arecaceae
Product: protein EXORDIUM-like 2
Source: RefSeq, a predicted model, not a curated record